Rubroshorea leprosula is the source of this 1367-nucleotide messenger RNA. The record is from the annotation of a GenBank genome assembly. Lineage: Eukaryota; Viridiplantae; Streptophyta; Magnoliopsida; Malvales; Dipterocarpaceae.
GUAUCUCUCUGCUUUGAUCCCACAAAGCUCCCACCUUUUUCCUCUGAUUUCCCAGGAACAUCCAUGGCUUCCAUUCUUUUCUUCUUCCUCUUCAUCUUUACCUUCCCAUGUCACUCUAUUGCAUGUUCCAGAACCCUCUCGAAUGCCGCAGAAAUCCUCUCCGACUCCGGCUACCUCUCCAUGGCACUAACUCUUCAACUCACCUCUGUUACUCUCAAUCUUGAUUCCUCCAACGCCACCAUCUUCGCCCCUCUGGACUCCGCCUUUGCUCGCUCCGGCCAGCUUUCUCUUCUUGAACUCCAAUAUCACAUCUCCCCAGCAAGACUCUCCAAAGAAUGCUUCAGGACUCUUCCGUACGGCGCCAGAAUCCCCACGCUCUGGUCGAAUCACUCGCUGAUCGUCACUAAAGAUAAGGGUUUUGAUUCCCCCUUUUCGAUUAAUAACGUUUCGGUUCAAAAUUUGGUGAUUUUUGAUGAUGGAUCUAUGAUUGUGUAUGGGGUGGAUGAAUUUUUGGACCUAAAAUUUGAGAUUGCAAACCCUAACGCUCCGAAUUCGGCACCGACCCCAAGCUCUACAUUGAGAAACGAAUCAUCUCAGCAUGAGAGAGAAGAGGAUAAUCCUUUCAUUCAGGCUUCGGAUUCGUUGAUGUCUCUGGGUUUUACAAAAAUGGCAACGUUUCUUGAUAUUCAACAGGUGGGGUUUUGUAAUCGGACAAGAUUGACAAUCUUUGCGCCGGUUGAUGAAGUAAUAGAAGCAAAUGUGAAAAAUUUUAGGGAUUAUUCGUCGAUAUUCAGAUCCCAUGUGGUUCCGGGGUUGCUUCUAUCGGAGGACUUAGAAAAGCUCGAUGAUGGAGCAAGCUUGCCAACUUUUUCAAAAGGGUUUGUGAUUACUGUGACCAAAUCUGGUGAUAUUCUUUUGAUUAAUGAUGUUCCAGUGAUCUAUCCUGAUAUAUACAAGGGUGAUUGGGUCAUUGUGCAUGGCCUAAAUCGGUUAGUGAUUUUAUCGGAAAAGCAAGGAUUAGAGGAAGAAUCUUUAUCAGAACUUGAUGGUUAUGGGGAGCAAAGUCUACUUGUCUCUGAUGGAUAUGGGAUACCAUGAAACACCUCUGGUGUUCAACUCAAUUGGUAUCUGCGGAUUCAACAAUUAAUGGAUGGAGAGUUUUACAAAAUGCAUCUGUUGUUCAUGCAUUUGCUUACGGUUCAUCCUUAAUUUUGAUCUUUGUUCUUCAUUUUUGCUUCUUUGGGUCAUAUUUGUAGCUCAUGGUUACUUGUACUGACGAAACAGAACAGAAAGUGGAUUGAUUUUAAAUUUUGUGCUUUUGGAAAGAGAAAUUGUAUUUCUUUUGUGAAUAUAAGAGGGAAUUCUUU